UCCAGCAUUACAGGACUUCAAGCCCUUUGACCUUGAAGAAUUUUGGGGCAAGAGAGUGUACCAGAAUCUGACACAGUCGUAAGCCAAAGAAGACGCGCACAAGUUCUCACAAGGAAGAUCAUAGGGGAUGGCUCUAAAAAUAUAUUUUUAGAACUGAUUAGGUAAAAAUCCAAGUAACUUUGUAGCAUUCCAGAGAGACAAACAAAAAAUGAAAAUAAAAAAGGAAUAGAAAAAAUGGAAUCAAACCAUAUAUUAAGGCUGCAUAUAUUGAUAUUGUACCAACAAUUGUUGCACCAUUUAUGCUGUAUUUUCAGGAUAUUUUCCAUGGACUUUGACAUUUCAAGUGUGGCGGGUUUGUUAGGAAAUAUUAUAUAUUUCUCAUAUGCUUGCUAUACAGUACAAAACUCUAAUAACCAAUGCCACAAAAUAACAAGAACUGGACAUUGAAAAACCAGCUAUUUUUAGAUUUAAAUUUAUAGCAUAUUUAAUCAGUUGGAGUCGCAUGACAUUAACAUUUUUCUUUCCUCAUAUGCAUUGGAAUUGCUUAAUGCAAUGAUACACAUGUUGAUUAGAGGCCUUCAUGUUUGAUCUUGUAGAAACAUGAUUAAAAGUUCGUAAAAUCUUUACUUCAUCUUCUGUUAUGUAAAAUGUGUGUGUGAGAAUGUGUCUGUGCUUGUGCAUUACCGGCUCUCGCUCACACACAAAACACACACACACACAUACACACCCAAACACUCAAACAUAUACAUAUACUGAUACAUAUGUGCAUGUAGAUGCAGAGAUUCACACACAUUGACAUACAUACAUAUGUAUAAAAGCAUAUUUAUGCAAGCUUCAUUUUUUUCUGAACUGAUGUUGAAGCAUCUUCAUGAAGGUGCAUUUUUCCCGUUAUGAAAACAGUAUAUAGAGAAAAGGUCUCUAUGUUGCAAAAAAAUGUAACUGUCAUAAUCAGUUAGCACAUGUAUUGGAGUCACAACACUUGAAAAUGAAAUGAGAGUAGUAAGCCAUCAGUGUUGGUUGGCAGUAGGUUUCAAGCUGCUUAACAUGUUGAUGUGUUUUUUGUAAUAUAUCUGGAGAUGAGUGACAAACAGUAGUUACUGUAAUGUGAUUAUGUGAUUCCCCUCAUGUAUAUUGCUAAUUUUGUAUCUUGUACAUUUUGAAAUGCUUUUACCCAGCCUUGCCGAUGUUUUGAAGGCUGAUGUUACUAGGUAAAUGGGGGCAAUCAUAACAGGGACAGAGUUUCAGGAAAUGGAUGAGUAGUGCUCCGCAAAGUUGCACUGUUUAGGACUUGCGAUGUUUUUCAUUUUAUUUUUUCUUUUGUCACCUUUUUGUUUUGAGACCCUAACUGUGAUGCUACUCAGUAUGCCAGGAGUCUGAGUAUGUCGAGUGUCAGUUGGAUGAAGGGGUUGCUCCCCGGAGGGUACUAAGCAUUCACCGUAACACCACACCAGUGAUUGGGUUUAACACUAACCCCAGGAAUACUCAAGUUUAGCACAUAUUGUGACCCUUUUUCACUAGACGUAAUGGAUAUUUCACUGUAUUUUGGAUACAUUUUGUGACUUGUUUUGAUAACAUAUUUUAGUGAUACAGUUGUAUGCUUAUAUACUAAGUGAGCUCAGUCCCUCAGGGGCACAACCUAAUUGAUUAGUCUGUGAUAUUAUUUUGUUUCAGCUUGUGAAGACUUGUAAGUUGAGACAAAGUAUUUUGAACCAAUCUUGAUGCUGGAUAUCUUUGACCCCGACAUAUUUUCUAAAAUACACCCUGAAAAUCUUCA
Molecule: messenger RNA, 1774 nt
Organism: Penaeus monodon (black tiger shrimp)
Lineage: Eukaryota; Metazoa; Arthropoda; Malacostraca; Decapoda; Penaeidae
Product: MAPK regulated corepressor interacting protein 2-like
Source: RefSeq, a predicted model, not a curated record